Hirundo rustica (Barn swallow) is the source of this 2445-nucleotide messenger RNA. RefSeq names its product tubulin alpha like 3 (gene TUBAL3). Gene Ontology annotation, biological process: microtubule cytoskeleton organization; mitotic cell cycle. Gene Ontology annotation, cellular component: cytoplasm; microtubule. The transcript has 4 exons. The record is from RefSeq and is a predicted model, not a curated record. Bases 46 to 1428 code for a protein of 460 amino acids. Lineage: Eukaryota; Metazoa; Chordata; Aves; Passeriformes; Hirundinidae. Gene Ontology annotation, molecular function: structural constituent of cytoskeleton; GTP binding.
GGCGGCGGCAGCAGCUGCUUUGCUCCGAUCUUCCCCAGCCUCACCAUGAGGGAGUGCAUUUCCAUCCACAUCGGGCAGGCCGGGGUGCAGAUGGGCAACGCCUGCUGGGAGCUCUACUGCCUGGAGCACGGCAUCCAGGCCGACGGGACCAUUCCCGGCUCCAAGCAGGCGGAAUCCACGGAUCCCGGCUCCGAGCGGGUGGAUUCCUCCUUCGAGACCUUCUUCUGUGAGACGGCGUCCGGCAAACACGUGCCCCGGGCAGUGUUCAUAGACCUGGAGCCCACUGUCAUUGAUGAGAUCCGGACCGGGAUCUACCACGGGCUCUUCCACCCGGAGCAGCUCAUCAGCGGCAAGGAGGACGCUGCCAACAACUACGCCCGCGGCCACUACACCAUCGGCAAGGAGAUCAUCGACACCGUGCUCAGCAGGAUCCGGAAAAUGGCCGACCAGUGCAGCGGACUCCAAGGCUUCCUGGUCUUCCACAGCUUCGGAGGAGGCACCGGCUCCGGCUUCACCUCGCUCCUGAUGGAGCGUCUCUCGGUGGAGUACAGCAAGAAAUCCAAGCUGGAAUUCUCGGUGUACCCGGCCCCGCAGGUCUCCACGGCGGUGGUGGAGCCCUACAACUCCAUCCUGACCACCCACACCACGCUGGAGCACUCGGACUGCUCCUUCAUGGUGGACAACGAGGCCAUCUACGACAUCUGCCGCCGCAACCUGGACAUCGAGCGCCCCACCUACGCCAACCUCAACCGCCUCAUCGGCCAGAUCGUCUCCUCCGUCACCGCCUCGCUGCGCUUCGACGGCGCCCUCAACGUCGACCUCAUCGAGUUCCAGACCAACCUGGUGCCCUACCCGCGCGUCCACUUCCCGCUGGCCACCUACGCGCCCAUCGUCUCGGCCGAGAAGGCCUACCACGAGCAGCUCUCCGUGCCGGAGAUCACCAACGCCUGCUUCGAGUUCUCCAACCAGAUGGUCAAGUGCGACCCGCGCCGCGGCAAGUACAUGGCGUGCUGCCUGCUCUACCGCGGCGACGUGGUGCCCAAGGACGUCAACGCCGCCAUCGCCGCCAUCAAGACGCGGCGCUCCAUCCAGUUCGUGGACUGGUGCCCCACCGGCUUCAAGGUGGGCAUCAACUACCAGCCGCCCACCGCGGUGCCCGGCGGGGACCUGGCCAAGGUGCAGCGCGCCGUCUGCAUGCUGAGCAACACCACGGCCAUCGCCGAGGCCUGGGCGCGCCUGGACCACAAGUUCGACCUGAUGUACGCCAAGAGAGCGUUCGUGCACUGGUACGUGGGCGAGGGCAUGGAGGAGGGGGAGUUCUCCGAGGCCAGGGAGGACCUGGCGGCCCUGGAGAAGGAUUACGAGGAGGUGGGAAGGGACUCGGCGGAGGGAGAGGAGGAGGAGGGCGAUGAUGAGGAUGAGUAUUGACGGGUCCGGAGCUCGGCUGGAAUCCGAACUUCCGUCCCCCUCCGAUGGCUGGAGGUGCCGGAGGAGCGGCCUGGAGCCGGGCGCCGUGCUUGACGCGCUAAAACCUCCCCCUGCUUGCGUAGUUCGGGCCGGCAGAGCCCCUCUCUGUCGGCCUUGGGUGUCUUGAGCUUUAUCCCCGCUGCUGUUUGAGUCGGGCCCGACUUGGGCCCGACGUCCCGCCUAGCCGGGAGAUCCCGGUUCCCUGAUCCGGGGAACGCCGCGAGCUGCCUGCUUCGGCUGGGACGGCGCACUCCCGCUCUGGCUUUUUCCUCGCGGAAGCACUUUGGAAGUAGAAAACGCCGACUGUAAACUUCUGCGCCAACGGCUUUUUUUGUAUACCAAUAAAGAGGGUUCUUUUGUUGUCUUUUUUUUUUUUUUUUUUGGUUGGCACGGAAUUCCUUGGAUUCAGCCCGGGUGUGUUUUUUUUUUUUUUUUGUGGGAAUUCCUCGGAUUCGCCCCCCGGGGUGUUUUUUUUUUUUCUUUGUGGGGAGGUUCCUGCUGGCAGGAUGUCCCGAGGAGGAGAAGAGCAAACUCUCAUCAGGAGAGUCAUCAACCCUAAUUAGCGCUGGGGGGGGGAAGUGCCCUAUAUCCUGUGGGAAUUCCUGUCCGGAGCUGCCUGCCGCUCCGGGAAUUCCACCUCUGGGAUCAGGGAAUCGCUUUUGAGCCGUGGAGGGAGCGUUUUUUCGUUGGGGUUCGGCCCCAUCACCACCUUUGGUGAAGCUCAGGUGUUCUGGUGGCUGGGGCAGUGCUGAGAGUUUGGGAAAUAUUCCCAAAAAAAGAGGAAAUCCAGCUGGGAAUGGGGACAGGGAGGGGAUUUGUGCCUGAUAUUUGGGACAGGAGGUGGAAGGAUCCCAAAAAUCCUUUGGUGGCCCUAAAAGGCCGGGGGUGGUGACAGCAGGAGCAGGUUGGAGGUGGCCCCAUGGAAGGUCGAGGUCCCCUGAGAAGAUUCCAGGAACUGGGACAAGGAAGGGGAGGGCU